Messenger RNA from Wickerhamiella sorbophila, 1443 nucleotides. Its product is annotated as putative metalloreductase AIM14. The record is from RefSeq and is a predicted model, not a curated record. Gene Ontology annotation, molecular function: oxidoreductase activity. The transcript has a single exon. NCBI's taxonomy places the organism in Eukaryota, Fungi, Ascomycota, Dipodascomycetes, Dipodascales, Trichomonascaceae. Gene Ontology annotation, cellular component: plasma membrane. The coding region runs from base 1 to 1443 and encodes 480 amino acids.
AUGGGUUUGGAGCGCCGUCAUGGAACCAUGGUGCACGCCAAUAAGGCGUACCUUUUCUGGACUCUGGUGUUUGGAGCUUUGUUUCUGUAUUCAUUGGUUCUUUUGAUACGCGGAGCCCUAAUUCCGAGGCGUAAAUUCCAGUAUAGAGUUCCUCCCUGGACGUUGAUUCUAUUUUGGUCUCUUGCCUGUGUAUUUGGCUUGUUUAUCCACCCCAGCCACGAAUUCGUCGGUUAUGUCCGUCGCAUGGGUCGGUUGAGUAUUGCCUGUGCGGUUGUCGGUAUUUUCCUGUCGUUUAAACCAGCAGUGCUGCCCAGAACUUACAGUGUCCCUCUCACGCAAAUACACAAAUGGGUCGGUCGUACCGCUGUUUUCUUUGCUUUUCUACACGGACUUUUAUAUUCUUGUGUUUAUUUGAAACGCGGCGUUUUUGGCCGUUUGUUCAGGCCCGCCAACUUGGCAGGAAUUUUCGCUUGUUUCACUUUCUGCGUGAUUGCAUUGACGUCUUUGAAGCCCAUUCGGCGCAGAGCCUACUCUGUAUUCUAUGCCAUCCAUGUGGUCUCUGUUUGGAUGGCACUACUAGCCAUUUUCUAUCAUGCAGACCCCAAUGCAUAUGCGAUGGUAUACUUAGCCAUGGUGUUUCUGAUCAUCCAAAUCACAGUCCGCGUUUUGUUGACAAGAACUGUACCUGUUAAAGUGAAACACAUUUCAUCCAAUUUGGAUCUUGUCACUGUUGACAGAUCUGCCCUACCAGAAACAUUCGAGAUCGGUAGCCAUCUCAGGUUGUCCUUGCCGCUGCACUUGCCCAAAUCAUGGCUAGUGCCCUCUCAUCCCUACACAAUUGCAUCUCUUCCUGAAGACGAUGCCAUCCAUCUAGUGGUGAGAAGGACACGGUUUGAGCUGCAGAAUCAAGAGUAUGCUAUUCAGGGUCCUCACCAUGCUCCAUUUGAUGUUUCUGAAUUCAAAAGAAUCAUUGUAGUCGCUGGCGGCUCUGGUUUUGCAUUGAUUCCACCUGUCUCCCGAAGGGCUAAACAGCUGGGAAUUGAUGUGAAGUCGGUUUGGAUCGUGAAAACAGACGCGGAAACGUCUGUUCUGAAUCAUAUUCCAGUCGAUGACUGUGAAAUUUUCAUCACCACUGAGUCAAAUUACAACGCCGAAGAUACCGCUGCGGGUACUUAUGGUGAUGAAUUUGAGCUUGACGACCUGAGGGCUUCAGAUCGCGAAGGACUGCUGGACAGUUCCAAUCCGUCAAAACCUAAAGAAGGCAUCAAAAAGUACUUCCAAGGCCGUCCAAACCUUGAUGAGUUCAUUGGCGACUUCUUCAACCCAUCUCAAGCAGCUGAAACCUGUGUUGCGGCUUGCGGACCUGAGAGCCUCACUAAAGAUGCUCGCCGAUGGGCAAAAGCCCACAAUUGUAGUUUUUUUGCAGAAACGUUUGCGAUGUAG